Molecule: messenger RNA, 1799 nt
Organism: Cuscuta campestris
Lineage: Eukaryota; Viridiplantae; Streptophyta; Magnoliopsida; Solanales; Convolvulaceae
Source: the annotation of a GenBank genome assembly
GGCCACCAGUUCUUUAAUAUUUGUCCAAGAUUGACGAGAAUCUUCAAUUUUUGUCCAAAGCAUCUAACCAAGAAGGAAUGGAUAUUGAUAUAGAAGAUUCCUCGGCCCAAGAUGGCACUAUUAUGAGUCUACAUGGAAAGGGAAUUCAGUUGGUAGGAGAAGUAGCCUACAUUAAUGAUGGCUUAAGGCAAGUGCUAUCAUCUUUAACUUCCUCCAGUCAGCCACGACCCAUCAUACGUACCAGGGGAACAUCAUCACCAUCAGGUUAUUCGGGAAAUGCCAGAAGAGCAAUGUGUGCAUCACGUAAAGCAGCUGCAUCCAAUUUUGAGUUGAACAAUGAUGAUAAUGGUGCAAAAUCUAAAGCUGAAGAUGCCACAAUCUAUUUUUGUCUGCGUUCCGGAAUCUCUUACGACUCUGCAGAUGAAGCUCAAGAUAACUGGUUUUCUAUUCGAACAUGGCAUAUGCCUCUUAGUACAGACAGAUUCAUCCGUCCCAUCUUUAAGGAGCCAGGUCGAGCCGUUACCUAUCAUGAUACUCCUCCAAUUGCGGUAGGGCCUUAUAUCUUCAUCAUCCAUAAGGUAGAGAAGACCAACGAUGAAGAGAUGCCCUCGCGGUCUGUGUUUUAUCGCGAUACACGAAAUAAGAGCAAGGACGGAUGGAUGGAAGCUCCGCGCCUGCAUGGAGACACCAACGGUUACUAUUUCUUUCACGCCAAUGACAAGAUUUAUGGAUUGGGAAUCCUUGGCCGCUCAUAUUUCUGGGGUGGCUCAUAUGGUGAUCCAAAGGAUCUCUCAUUUGAUUUGAGGUGUCUUGAUUGCCGCCAUGAAUUGAACCAAGGCUGGCAGUCCAUAUAUUCCAAUAUUCCCAUUGAUAGUAUUGAACUCUCAAACCACUGCUCGAACCAAGUUCAGGCAUUCAAACUUGAGUAUGCAACUACUACUGAUUCGGCUACCGGUAAAACCAAGCACCAUGCUAGGCGUGCGUUGAUAUUUAUUACACUGGGGUGCUGGAUUUCCUAUGAUUUUGAACGCAAUGAAUUCAAUGUGUCUAAGAAGGUGCACCAAAUUUUCGAGGAGCUGUAUGACUGCGAAGCUGUGAGUCUUGGGGAUGUGUUUUACUGUUUGAUCAAGGAUGAGUGGCAAUGUGUUUUACCUCUUAUGGCCUACAUCAACCCUUUUUCUGCCGAUAAAGGGUACGAAACUCCAGUGCUUGGCGAAGGACGUCUCUGUAUUCUUUGGGCUGAGAUGCGCCCUCCCACCAAGCUUAUUUACUGUACCGUAUUUAAUGUGUGUGUGGAGGGUGAUGAUGAAAAGCCACACGCCGUAAAUGUUUCCACCAGGGUGUACAAGGCCAGGGGUGCUCGUGGGUACACUUUACAUGCUGUUGCUAUUAGCGGUAAGAUGAUAUCGCAGUUCAUGAAGAGGGAAUCCACACAACAACAGGCUGGAGGCUGGUUUGAGGGAAGCACUUCAAAAAUUGGAGAUGAAGGGAGAGGGAGAGAAGUAAACGAGGAGGAGGAGGAGGAGGAGAAGAAGAAGAAAGAGAAGAGGAAGAAGAAGAAGAAUAGAAGAGGAUAAGAAGAAAUAACAGAUGAUGACUGAGGCUCUCAGUUGCGAAGAGAAGAGAGGGAAUCGAACCAAAAAAAACUAAUCCAAAAAAUGAAAUUGGAAGAAUUUCUCUACAAUGAGAGUAGGCUGAUAUUAAUAUAAAAAAUUUAGAUAAGAUAAGAGUUGCUCCCACCAUCUCAUUUUUUUUAGUCUGUAUCAGUUUUAAUAUUUGACUAAAUUGUUUUCAAAUUG